AUGGAGGAAACCUACCUGCUGAAUGUGGAAGGGGUCAAAAAGAAGAUUCUGCAUGGAGGCCGAGGGGAGCUGCCAAAGUUGCAGGAUGGGAGCAAGUUCACCUUCCACUUCCAGACGCUGAAGGAUGACUUUGAGCGGACGGUGAUCGAUGACAGCCGGGAAGCGGGCAUGCCCAUGGAGAUCAUCGUGGGCAAGAUGUUCAAGCUGGAGAUCUGGGAGACACUGCUCAGCUCCAUGAGGAUUGGGGAGGUGGCAGAGUUCUGGUGCGAUGCCAUUCACACGGGCAUGUAUGCCCUGGUCUCCAGGGGCAUGCGGAGGAUCGCAGAGGGACGGGACCCCCUGGAAGGCCAGAAGCACCGCUGUGGCAUGGGCAACAUGUUUGACUACCACAGCACGGGCUAUGAUGACCUGGACGAGCUGCAGCGGACACCACAGCCUCUCAUCUUCAUCAUGGAGCUGUUCCGGGUGGAGGAUCCCUCAGCGUACAAACGUGACACCUGGGCCAUGAGCAAGGAGGAGAAGCUGGCAGCAGUGCCUGUGCUUCACAGCGAGGGCAACCGCCUCGUCCUGCGCAGGGAGUUCGCACAGGCAGCGGCCAAGUACCAGGAGGCCGUCAUCUGCCUCAGGAACCUCCAGGCUAAGGAGAAGCCGUGGGAGGAUGGCUGGCUGAAGCUGGAGAGCCUGGUCACACCGCUGGUGCUCAACUACUGCCAGUGCCAGCUGGAGCUCGGCGAGUACUACGAGGUGCUGGAGCACACCACGGAGCUUCUCCAGAAACAAUGCCAAGGCCUAUUUCAAGCGGGCCAAGGCCCACGCUGCCGUGUGGAACGAGAGGGAGGCACGGGAGGAUUUCCAGCGCGUGGCUCACCUUGACCCCUCCAUGGCGGCUGCAGUGAAGAAGGAGCUGAAGCAGCUCGGGGAGAGGAUGAGGAAGAAGCACGUGGAGGAU
This is a messenger RNA of Catharus ustulatus (Swainson's thrush), 949 nucleotides long. RefSeq names its product aryl-hydrocarbon-interacting protein-like 1. Gene Ontology annotation, molecular function: protein binding; peptidyl-prolyl cis-trans isomerase activity. The transcript has 6 exons. Lineage: Eukaryota; Metazoa; Chordata; Aves; Passeriformes; Turdidae. The coding region runs from base 1 to 873 and encodes 290 amino acids. The record is from RefSeq and is a predicted model, not a curated record.